AUGGCUUUUGAUAAAGGUCACCCUUUGCAAGCUAUCAAAAAUUUAAUUUUAUAUAAAAUCCCUUUUGUUUAUUUUUGAAAUUUGGAUAAAAUGAAGGAAAUUAUUAGGCAAAGAUUUAUUAUGCAUGAAAUUGCACUCAGAAAUAUGUGAAUUGGAUGAAAAAUCAAGGUGAAAAGGAAGAGGAAAUUGGCAAUUUGAUAA
Molecule: messenger RNA, 201 nt
Organism: Blepharisma stoltei
Lineage: Eukaryota; Ciliophora; Heterotrichea; Heterotrichida; Blepharismidae
Source: the annotation of a GenBank genome assembly